Messenger RNA from Sphaeroforma arctica JP610, 7637 nucleotides. RefSeq lists its product as hypothetical. The coding region runs from base 217 to 7287 and encodes 2356 amino acids. The record is from RefSeq and is a predicted model, not a curated record. The transcript is spliced from 39 exons. Gene Ontology annotation, molecular function: acetyl-CoA carboxylase activity; metal ion binding; ATP binding. Gene Ontology annotation, biological process: fatty acid biosynthetic process. NCBI's taxonomy places the organism in Eukaryota, Ichthyosporea, Ichthyophonida.
GUAAUUUUUAGUUUUGAUAUUUAUACUUUGGGAUUCUCCACUCCCAACUUAGUCUGUCCAAUUUUCAAAGAAUCAGUUUUCGUUCACAACCAGCCUCAGUAACCAGAGAGCUGCCUACAUUACCAAACGAAUCGCGAGCAGACGAUUACACGACAAAUCUAUAAUCUACACAUAGAUACAUAAACACACAGCAGCAUUUAACUAAACUAUAUCAAGAUGGCACACAGCGAACAGAAUGGAGAUGAUGCAGAUAUCAGUAGAAAGGCAGUGGCCGAGUUUGUGGCCAAAUGCGGAGGUACACGUGUGAUUACAAGUGUCUUGAUUGCGAACAAUGGUAUCGCCGCUGUCAAAUGCAUCCGAUCUAUCCGCCGUUUCAAUUAUGAGAUGUUCGGCGACGAGCGAGCGAUUAAGUUCGUUGCCAUGGCCACGCCCGAGGAUAUCAAGGUCAACGCCGAGUACAUCAAAAUGGCGGAUCGUUACAUCAAGGUUCCCGGAGGCACCAACAACAAUAACUACGCCAAUGUAGAGCUUAUUGUGGACAUAGCCCAACGCACUAAUGUGCAGGCUGUGUGGGCUGGCUGGGGUCACGCCUCAGAGAACCCCAAGCUUCCCACUAUGCUCAGACGUAUAGACAUUGCUUUCAUCGGCCCUCCCGCGAGUGCCAUGGACGCACUAGGUGACAAGAUCGCCUCAUCCAUUGUAGCCCAGUCUGCCGAUGUGCCCACCUUGCCAUGGAAUGGUACGGGUGUGACGAUUGAUGUGAACAAUCUCAACGGCGCAAAUCUAGAGGUCCCCGCCGAUGUGUACGAAAAGGGAAUCGUGUCCACCAUGGAAGAGGGUGCCGAAGCCGCCGAACGCAUUGGCUACCCCGUUAUGAUCAAGGCCUCUGAGGGUGGAGGUGGCAAGGGUAUCCGUAAGGUGGAGAAGCCCGAGCAGUUCGCAGCCUUCUUCAGACAGGCGCAGAACGAAGUGCCCGGGUCACCCAUCUUUAUCAUGCAGCUGGCCAAGCGCAGUCGUCACUUGGAGGUGCAGCUGCUGGCCGAUCAGUACGGACAGGCUAUAUCUCUGUUCGGUCGUGAUUGUUCAGUACAAAGACGUCACCAGAAGAUCAUUGAAGAAGCUCCCGCAGCCAUUGCCGAUCCGCUCACGUUCGAGGAAAUGGAAAAGGCAGCUAUUCGCCUAGCCAAACUCGUCGGUUACCAGAGCGCUGGUACUGUUGAGUAUCUAUACGAAGAACCCGAAGAGGGCACCGAGGGCGAAGAAAAGGAGCAGUUCUAUUUCUUGGAACUGAACCCUCGAUUGCAGGUGGAGCAUCCGUGCACUGAAAUGGUGUCAGAUGUCAACCUGCCAGCCGCGCAGCUGCAGGUGGCCAUGGGCAUUCCUUUGCACCGCAUGAAAGACAUCCGUAUGUUGUACGGCGAGUCUGCCUUCGGUGACAACGAGAUCGACUUUGACGACUUCAGCAAACGAAGAAAGGCGAACGGUCACGUCAUCGCCGCGCGUAUUACGGCUGAAAACCCUGACGAAGGAUUCAAGCCAACCGGUGGAAACAUCACCAACCUGAACUUCCGCAGUAGCACGAAUGUGUGGGGUUACUUCUCCAUCGAUGGCAGUGGAGCGCUGCACGAGUACGCCGAUUCCCAAUUCGGCCACAUCUUCGCUUGGGGAGAAGACCGUGACCACGCGCGCCGUAAUAUGGCGGUGGCUCUGCGAGAAGUGUCUAUCCGAGGAGAGAUCCGCACAACUGUCGAGUACAUCGUCAUGUUGCUGGAAACCGAUGCUUUCUUGCGUAACAAGAUCAGCACGGGUUGGCUGGAUAAGCUCAUUGCCGAGAAGCUGCAGUCGGAGAAGCCCGAAGUCAUGACGUCGGUGAUUAGUGCGGCGGUGCACAUCUGCGCCAACACAUUUGAGACCAACUACGACCUGUACCUCAAGAGCGUCGAGCGAGGUCAAUUCCUGGACCAGGAUAUGUUGAAGACCUCCAUGAACCUCGACCUUAUCCACGACGGGGUUAAGUACACCAUCAGCGUAUCACAAAACGGUUCCAUUAACUUUGUGGUCAUUAUCAACGGCCUGCACGUGGACACAACGCGCGAGCCUCUCAACGACGGUGGUAGUCUGGUGGAGUUCAAUACCACAUCGUAUGUGGUGUACAUGAAGGAGGAGGUCGACGGAUACCGUGUGAUUGUGAAUAGCAAGACCAUCAUGUUCGAGAAGGAGAACGAUCCCACUGUGCUGCGAUCGACCUCUCCCGGAAAGCUGAUUCGUUACUUGGUGGAAGACUUCACUCACGUGGACGCCAACACCGCUGUGGCGGAAAUUGAAGUGAUGAAAAUGGUCAUGCCGGUUACCGUGGAUCACGCAGGUACCAUUCGCACGCUCUUGCAGCCGGGCAGUGUGUUAUCUUCCGGUGACAUCAUGGCCAAGCUAACACUCGAUGAUGCAGAUGCUAUCAGACCCGCCGAGCCUUUCACAGGACAACUGCCACCUUAUUUGCAAGGAUUGACCCGUGAGGAUGAGAAGGUGCACCAAAUCGCCAGCCGUUGCAUUGCUGAGGUCAGCACCAUCCUGGAUGGAUACUGUGUGGAGGAGCCCUUGUUCUCUCAGAGAUGCGCUCCCUUAGUCCGUGAGCUCAAGACGGCGCUGUCUGACGCCAACUUGCCACUGCUGGAGUUACAGGAGAUUAUGGCGGCCAUCGCCUCGCGUAUCCCUGCACAUGUGUCAGCUGACAUCAACGCUCAGCUGACCACGUACGCUUACAGUGUCAACUCUAUGUUCUGCUCCUUCCCCACUCAAGCUAUCGCAACCGUGCUGGACACGUAUGCGGCAUCGCUUAAGAACAAGGGUGAGAGAGACGACUUCUUCGCCGCUGCCACCCCAAUCUUCCAGCUAAUCCAAAAGUAUCGCAAUGGAGUUCGUGGCCACCAGAAGACCAUCCUGACGACUCUCCUGGCCAAGUACUACGACGUCGAGAGCAUCUUCAGCACCCCUGGAGGACAAGGCCUGGGCGAUAUCCUGUACGCCUUGAGCGAACGCCGCAAGAAGGAUGGUGAAGACACCAACGGCCUCGUCGACAUUGUGCGCAGUCACAGCCGCACCACCCAGAAGAACAAGGUCGUCCUGCUGCUACUGUCAGCUCUUAUCGGUGACAAGAGUGGACACAUGGGCGAGGACGAGAAGCGCAUUGUGGAGAAACUCGCAACGCUCACCCACAAGACAUCAAGUCCCGUGGCCGUGCGGGCGCGUCAGUUGCUGAUCCAGAGCACGCUACCGUCCUUCAAGCGACGAUGCCUGGAUAUGGAGAUCUUCAUCCAGAGUGCCAUUGAAGACCAAGGCCAGGGAGCCGGGAACAGUCUGCAGCUGUUGGUGGACGAGAGUGUGGCAGUGUUUGAUACCAUCACGCACUUCUUCCGUCACCACAACCGCGAGAUUCAGUACGCGGCACUCGAGGUGUACGUGCGCAGAAGUUAUCGCGCGUACCAGAUCCAGAAUAUCAAGCACGACAUGGUCAAUGAGAAGUACCGUGUGGUCGAGUGGAAGUUCUUGCUGCCUCAGUCUCACCCCAACAUCAGACAUCUGUUCGCAGGCUACGGCAAGCACAUGAUCGACGCCAAGACGGCUAAUCUGACCAUCGGCGCCAACACCACCAACGAGGGACUGAUGAUCCCCACCCCUACCAGCCACGACAAGACCGAGUCGUCAGGCCUCGCACACAGGCGAAGCGACUCACUCAACUCACUCAAGAGCCUGUCACUGCACACGCGCACGAGUUCGUCCAAUCUGAGUGCCAUGGGCAAGGAGGACAGCAUCAAACGCGUGGCUAGUAUCAGUGAUAAGGUUGAUCAGCUGGACAAGCUGUACCAGGACAACGACUGGGCCAGACACGGUGCCAUGGCUCUGUUCGCUGAUCUGACCGAGUUCCGCAAGCAUGCCGAGGAGUUGAUCCGACGCUUCCCCACGAAGGCGCCCGCCUCUACCCGUCCUGCCAUGAACAUCCUUAACAUUGCCCUUACCCACUUGCCAGGCAGAUCCGGGGAUAUUGAUACGGAUUCCGUCUUUGAGGUGACGGAUGACCAGAUCUCCCAGGUGAUUGCGGAGCAGAUGGCUGGGCUCAAGGACGUGCUGCGCGAGAGACAAGUGCGCCGGGUGUCGUUCCUGAUUCUGCAGAACAGCAGCUUCCCCAAGUACUUCACCUUCCGCGAUCGCUUCGACUACGAAGAGGACUCCAUCUACCGCCAUCUGGAGCCAGCCCUAGCCUUCCAAUUGGAACUGUUCAAGCUCGAGAACUACAACAUCACCUACGUCCCUACCAACAACCUGGGUGUGCACCUGUACUACUCUGAGGCCAAGGAUAACAGUGCCAAGGGCGUGUCGCAGAAUGCCGUCGAUCGACGCUUCUUCAUGCGUUCUAUUAUCAGACACGCGGAUCUUCUCUCCAAGAGAGCGUCCCUGGAGUACUUCUUCAACGAGGGUGAGCGUGUGGUCGUGGAGGCCCUGAACGAACUCGAGGUUUUCAACAACAGUGCAGACUACCCACGCACCGACUGUAAUAUGAUCUUCCUCAACUUUGUGCCAACGGUGGCGAUUGAUCUGCAGUCGCUGCUGGAGUCGCUGGUGUCGCUGGUUGAACGCCAUGGCCUGCGUUUCUGGAAGAAUCGUGUGCUUCAGGCUGAGAUCAAGCUAGCUGCGUUGCUAAACGAGAGUGAUGACUCCGUCUCUCACCUGCGUGUCAUGAUUGACAACGACACGGGUUUCGCACUCAACAUUGUGGUGUACGAAGAGGUGUACAACAAGGAACUGGAACAAGUCAGUUUCCAGACCAUCUUCCCCUUGGACUACGAAGGCCCUAUGCACGGACAAGAUGCCUCUCUGCCGUAUUCCACUAAGAGUCGACUGCAGCUCAAGCGCUUCCAAGCACAAAGCAACAACACCACUUUCGUCAAGGAUUUCCCCGAGUUGUUCCGUCAAGGACUGCGUGAGCUCUGGAGUGAGCCCCAAGCGGCCACUCUCAAUGCCGAGCACAAGCACUCGCAACUGGUCGAGGUUACCGAUUACGUGCUGAACAAGGAGGACAUUCUGGUACCAUCUCAGUCCAAGGAGCUCUUCGAUGAGUACGCGGACGUGGGUAUGAGUGCAAGACGUUUGAAGAUGUACACUCCGGAGUACCCCGAAGGCCGAGAGGCUAUACUAAUCUGCAAUGAUAUCACUCAUGUCAUCGGUAGUUUCGGAGUCAGAGAAGACAAGGUAUUCCAACAAGCGUCGCAGAUGGCGCGUGAGGAGGGUAUCCCACGCAUUUACGUAUCCGUCAACAGUGGAGCCCGCAUUGGCUUGGCGAAGGAGGUCAUGGCCAAGUUCAAGAUCUGCUGGAAGGAUCCCAACGCGCCUAAUAAGGGUUUCGAGUACUUAUACCUGACCGAAGCUGAUCACGCGGAGAUGUCUGAGAAAUCUGUUGUAUCCGAGCGCAUCAUUGUCGAUGGGGAAGUCCGUUACGAAAUCAAGGCUGUCGUCGGCAAGGACGACGGUCUGGGUGUGGAGAAUCUUCACGGUUCCGGUAUGAUUGCCGGAGAGACUGCACAGGCAUACGAGGACACGUUCACCAUCACACUCGUGUCAUGCCGCUCUGUGGGUAUCGGAGCCUAUCUCGUGCGUCUAGGCCAGCGUACCGUGCAGGUAGAGGGCAGUAGUAUCAUCCUGACCGGUGCCGAAGCGAUCAACAAGCUGCUGGGAAGCAAGGUGUACACCAGUAACCAGCAGUUGGGAGGCACGCAGAUCAUGUACCACAACGGUGUGUCGCACCUGACUAGCAAGGACGACUACGACGGUGUCUACAAGAUCCUGCAGUGGCUGGCCUAUGUGCCCAAGACUCGCAAUUCGCCUCUACCCUGCCGAAUGCUGCGUGAUGUCGCCGACCCAGUCGACCGACCGAUUGAUUUCAUGCCGUCUAAGAUAGACGCGUACGAUCCCAGGCACAUGCUUGCUGGUUUCACUGAUACAGAUGGAAGCUUCAAGACCGGGUUCUUUGAUCGCGACAGUUUCAUGGAAACCCUCGGAGGCUGGGCCAAGACGGUUGUCACUGGUCGUGCUCGUCUAGGUGGCAUUCCCGUGGGUGUGAUUGCCGUUGAGACGCGCACUGUGGAACUGGCCACCCCGGCCGAUCCAGCGAACAUCGACACUCAGAGCAGCAUCCAAAACCAGGCUGGUCAGGUGUGGUUCCCCGACUCGGCCUUCAAGACCGCACAGAGCAUCAGCGACAUCGACAAGGAGGGUCUGCCCCUGAUCAUCUUCGCCAAUUGGAGAGGGUUCUCCGGUGGUAUGCGCGACAUGUUAGACGAGGUCCUCAAGUUCGGGGCACAGAUUGUUAGCGCUCUCAAGGACUUCCAACAGCCCGUACUGAUCUACAUCCCACCGUACGGAGAACUCAGAGGUGGCGCGUGGGUGGUUGUGGAUCCUGCAAUCAAUCCCGAUAUGAUGGAGAUGUACUGUGACCAGGACGCCCGCGGUGGGGUCUUGGAGCCCGAGGGUACCGUUUCCGUCAAGUUCCGAUGGGGAGAUCAGCUCAAGGUCAUGCUGCAGAACGACGCCGUGUACGCCGAUCUCAUCAAGCAACGCAAGGAGGCCCUCGAACAGGUGGCCAUUGCUUCACUCACUACCCGCCAUUCAGAUUCACUAGCCAACACACCACCACCGUCACCCGCUCGUACCUUCAGUGUUGGCGAUGACAGCGAAGUGGACGAGGCCAAGCGCGCAUCGUCCGUUGUGGAGAAGCUCGACCAAUUGAUUGCGAAGCGCGAGAAGGAGAUGAAGUCCGUGUACCAUCAGGUUGCUGUUCAAUUCGCCGAUCUGCACGACAGAGCCGACCGAAUGAAGCAGAAGGGCUGCGUGUCCGAUAUUCUCAAAUGGCGCCAGUCUCGUGAGACCCUAUACUGGCACAUGCGACGUCGUAUUCUAGAGGUGAAUGCCUGCAAGACGAUCAUGGCUGCCAGCGACUCAAUCGUAAUGGGACAGGCCCUGUCCAUGCUCAGGCGGUGGAUUGUGGUCGAGACCUCUGUGCAAUGGGAUGACGAUCGCACUGUAGUAGCCUCGCUGGAAGCCAACGAUGACCUGAUCCAGGAGAACGUCAAGGGAAUCCGACGAUCAAAACAAAUGAAGGACAUGGAGAACAUAAUCGACGCCAACAACGACAGUGCCGUAAACUGUCUCAUGCAUCUGAUCGAGCGAAUGGCGCCCGGAGAAAAGGACGAGAUGUACGAACUCAUGAACAGCAGUCGGCAGAACAUGAACGCGUAAAGGGGUAUCAGAAAUCCCGUGAUAUCAUAUGAUAUCGUGGAAAGUAUAUCUGCUCAGAGGGUUGUAUGAGUCCCUCGCGGGAACGUAGAUAUAUACAAAUGGAACGGACACUACUGGGGAUUGUGUGGGAAACGCAUGUUGCGUAGUGUUAAAUAUUAGAGAAGCUUGGGUCAUGCAAGCUAUACACGUUGAGGCCUGUGGUACUGUUAAAACAACGCACUUUGGCUACAAGUAAAUUUCCCAGGAAAGGAUUAGCAUACUGUACAUAUGGAAUUAAAAGGAUUCUAUAUUUUAAAGAAUUUUCUUAAGAGUAUGUUUAUUAAUGGUGGAUAAAUAUAUAAGAAAUUGGA